This is a messenger RNA of Necator americanus (New World hookworm), 2019 nucleotides long. RefSeq lists its product as uncharacterized. Gene Ontology annotation, molecular function: beta-galactosidase activity. The coding region runs from base 1 to 2019 and encodes 672 amino acids. The record is from RefSeq and is a predicted model, not a curated record. The transcript has 18 exons. Gene Ontology annotation, cellular component: vacuole. Lineage: Eukaryota; Metazoa; Nematoda; Chromadorea; Rhabditida; Ancylostomatidae. Gene Ontology annotation, biological process: carbohydrate metabolic process.
AUGAGUGCAGGUAGCCGCAGUGGCAGUUGGAACACAAUGAGUUGGUUACUUGGAACGCUUUCCGCUUGUUUGCUGCUUAUUCCUCCAUGUCAUACGUUGUCCAAGGAUAAAGGCACGGGAUUCUCUCCCUCAUUUUCUGUCGAUUACCCGGGAAAUCAAUUUUUACUUGAUGGACAACCAUUUCGCUACAUUUCUGGAUCAAUUCAUUACUUUCGUAUUCAUCCUAGCCAGUGGGCGGAUAGGCUUCUACGGGUUCGCGCGCUUGGAUUCAACGCUAUCCAGUACUAUAUUCCUUGGAAUUUUCAUGAAAUUUAUGAAGGAGAAUAUGAUUUUUCCGGUUGGCGCAAUUUCUCAGAAUUUUCUCGAAUUGCUUAUGACUUCAAUAUGUAUACUCUCCUCAGAAUAGGUCCCUAUAUCUGUGGUGAAUGGGAGAACGGCGGUCUUCCUUGGUGGCUGCUCAACAAGAAUAUUUCGACGUUACGGACAAGUGAAGAAGGAUUUAAAAAAGCCGUCGAGAAAUGGUUUUCUGUGCUUCUUCCGGUUGUGAAACCACUUCUUCGGAAGCACAAUGGUCCAGUGCUUAUGAUUCAAGUUGAAAAUGAAUAUGGGAGCUACAAGGCAUGCGACAGGGGAUACACAACUUGGUUAAGAAACUUCAUUAAAAGUUACCUUGGCGAUGAUACUUUGCUGUACACAACUGACGGCGCCUCUAAUUCUUACUUAAAAUGCGGAGCUAUUCCUGACACAUUAACUACUGUGGAUUUUGGACCAACGUCCGAGAAAAAAAUCAACUCUUCUUUUGAAGCUCAGAAGAAGUACUUACCUGACGGGCAUGGACCUUUGGUAAACUCAGAGUUUUAUCCGGGAUGGCUUGUCUUAUGGGGUCAAAAAAAGGCCAUUACGCCGUCUGCUAACGACAUAGUGAAGUCGGCGCAGUAUAUGUACAACUUGGGCGCUAACAUCAACUUCUACAUGAUCCAUGGUGGCACGAAUUUCGGUUUCUGGAACGGGGCUGAGACCAAUGCACCCUGUAUCACCUCAUAUGACUACUUCGCUCCUAUAUCUGAAGCUGGUGACAUCACUGAAAAAUAUCUAGGGAUCCGAUCAUGGAUCAAGAACAUUCCUACCUGGAAGAAUCGGCCGCUUGAUGUCCCGAAGAAUAAUCCGAAAAAGGCUUUUGGUGAGGUUAAUAUGGUGCCAGUGGAUGAUUUAUCCGCCUCUCCAAGUAGCAGAAAUUGCAUUUCUUCGGUCUCUCCUAUGUCUUUCGAACAGAUCAGCCAACCGUUUGGCUUUGUGCUUUACACCAGGAAAAUGGACGUUUGUGGGAAGCGUCUAGAAGUGAAACUACUUAAAGACUUUGGAUUCGUCUACCUGAACAACAAGCACUUGGGAACGUUAAUGCAUUCGUAUAAUGGGCAGUCUGAACGUACAGUGCAUUUGGAGGGAUGCAACCCAGGCGAUAUCCUUACCAUUCUUGUUGAAAAUCAAGGGAGACAGACGUACGAAACUAUCAAUGACUACAAGGGAAUCUUAUCGGAUGUUGAACUGGACGGAAAAGUAUUGAAUGGAUGGACCCAGUGCAAGGUAGAUAUCACUCACGACUACGGGAAAAUCUCAGCUUCAAAUGUGCAAGACCCCGGGAAGUAUGGUGUAUAUUUUGGCACGUUCCAAGUCGAUACCCCGACAGACACAUUCCUUGACACAAGCGGAUGGAGGAAGGGUGUGGCCGUAGUUAAUGGAAAUAAUCUUGGGCGAUACUGGGCUAGCCAAGGACCACAAUACACUUUGUACAUCCCAGCUGCUUUUCUUCAACCAAAAGAAAAUUCGCUACUUUUAUUGGAGUUGGAAGGUUCUGGCAAAUGCUCUAAUGGGACCUGCUCAAUGUCCUUUGUGGAUCAUCCUAUAUACGUCUGGGAUAGCCAGACAACAAAGGUCGAUUUUUCUGCUGGACCGCGACGACGACGUCAACAACAACAACAACAACAACAACAACAACACAGAAGAAGAAAUGUUUCAUGA